Molecule: messenger RNA, 1029 nt
Organism: Aspergillus chevalieri
Lineage: Eukaryota; Fungi; Ascomycota; Eurotiomycetes; Eurotiales; Aspergillaceae
Product: translation machinery-associated protein TMA46
Exons: 4
Coding region: 1-1029 (342 amino acids)
Biological process (GO): cytoplasmic translation
Cellular component (GO): cytosol
Molecular function (GO): metal ion binding; mRNA binding
Source: RefSeq, a predicted model, not a curated record
AUGCCUCCCAAGAAGCAGCCCGACCAGCCUAAGAAGAAGAAGGCCACCGCGGAGGACAAGACCUUUGGUAUGAAGAACAAAAAAGGUGCUCAGGCCAAGAGACAGAUUGAGCAAAUGAAAGCCCAGGAUAAGGCCAACGUGAGACCUGACGAUAAGCGAAAGGCAGCUGAAAAGGCUCGCAUUGAAGCAGAGAAGAAGGCCGCAGCCGAAGCCAAGAAGGAGUCUGCGGAGCUGUUCAAGCCCGUCCAGGUGCAAAAGGUUCCCUUCGGUGUCGACCCCAAGACCGUUGUCUGUGUCUUCUACAAACAGGGAAACUGUGAAAAGGGCCGCAAGUGCAAGUUCAGCCACGACUUGAAUGCCGAGCGCAAGGCUGCCAAGAAGGAUCUGUACACCGAUUCUCGGGAUGUGAAGCAGGACGAGGAGGAGGCGAAGAAGAAGGAUGCCAUGGACGACUGGGACGAAGAGAAGUUGCGCAAGGUCAUUCUCAGCAAGCACGGAAACCCACGAACUACAACCGAGAAGGUCUGCAAAUAUUUUAUCGAAGCUGUCGAGAACCAAAAAUACGGAUGGUUCUGGACUUGUCCCAAUGGUGGUGACAAGUGUAUGUACAGACAUAGCUUGCCGCCUGGAUUCGUUCUGAAGACCAAGGAGCAGAGAAAGGCCGAAAAGGCUUUGAUGGACAAGUCGCCACUCAACACAUUGACCCUGGAAGACUGGCUCGAAUCGGAACGACACAAGCUCACGGGUAACCUCACACCAGUUACCCCCGAGACAUUUGCUCAAUGGAAGAAGAACCGUCUCGACAAGAAGGCCGCUGAGCAACAGGCCAAGCAGGCCAAGGAAGCCACCGGUCGUACUCUGUUUGAGAGCGGGAACUGGAAGGCAGAUGAUGAGAGUGAGGAUGAGGAUGAUGAUGGAUUCAACUUCGACUCUCUCCGGGAGGAAACCGAACGAAUCCGCGCCGAGAAGGAAGAGGAGCGACUUGGGAAGAUCCACGGUUUCACUGUGCCAGACGAGAGCGCGGGUUGA